AUGAGCGAUGAAGAAACUGAAGUACCGGGAAAGAAGCCGAUGCGGCUUCCUAAAAAGGCAGCCAAAGUUAAAAAUAAGGUCAUUUUUGUCACUCUUUAUUAAUGUUUUUUGCCAUAAAAGCCAUAUAAUUAAAUGGGGUGGGAUAUUUCUUGGAUUUGAAGGCACCCGCUCCGCUACAAAUCACUGCCGAGCAGCUUUUGCGCGAAGCGAAGGAACGGGAGCUCGAACUUCUUCCGCCGCCGCCAAAGGCGAAAAUCACGGAUCCCGAGGAGCUCGCCGAGUUCCAGCGCAAGAAGCGUAAAGAGUUUGAAGAUGGUAUUCGCAAGAAUAGGUAUUUCUUUCAAAAAAUUCCCGUUUGAUGAGAAAACGUGCAGAAAUCAGCUAGCCAACUGGAUCAAGUAUGGAAAAUGGGAAGAAUCGAUCGGCGAGGUUCAAAGAUCCCGGUCCGUUUUCGAAAGAGCGCUGGAUGUGGACCACAGAAGCAUCACCAUUUGGUUGCAAUACGCCGAAAUGGAGAUGAGGUUCGAAAACGAUUGAAAAUAAAUAACAAUACUUUUUCUUUUGUUUUUUGAUGUCUAAUAUUGAUUCUAGUGUAAGGUACAUACUGAAAAUUUGAAAAGGAACUCGAUAUUUUCGUUUUUCCGUGUUAAAGAUUAAAUUUUCAAACUGUGACUUUUUUUUCAAAUCAAAUCAUUUCUCGACGUUUUUUUCUCGUUUCUUUCGCGUGAUUUAUUUUUGAAUCUUGUGUUUUUUCAUGGUAUCAGUAUCUAAUUUGUGCUAGGACUUUAAGUAAACAAAAAUAUUUUUAAAAAAAGUCGGAAAAAUUUUUUUUCAAAAUUCCCUGGUUUUCAAUUCGUAUCAUUAAAUCUCUUAAAAAAAUUUUCCGGUAAAAACUUGAUAAAUUACAAAAAAAUUCAAAUUUGCUGAGUUUUUUUCCUCCAUUUCACGGUAAUAAGAAGAGAAAUUUCGUAUACAACUCUAGUAAAAAAUAAGGGGGUUUAUUAAAAAAAGGUCAAAUUUUGAGGCGACGUGUUUUUAAGUGAUCGUUAUUUUUCUUCUUAAAAAAAUCUGAAAAAUGGCGAAAAAAAUUUGAGUGAAUAAGUAAUUUUUGAGUUUUUAGACCUUUUUCGAAGAAGCACAGUGAAAAAAAAUUAAAGAUUUAUUUUAAAAAAUGUCGAAUUUAGAGGAAAUCCAUGUCAUCUUCCCAUUGAGAACAAUAAAUUUUAUUCUGGAAAUUAACAAUUUCCUCUUCAAGAUGCAAACAAAUCAACCACGCGAGGAAUGUGUUCGAUCGGGCGGUGACCAUUAUGCCGCGGGCCAUGCAGUUCUGGCUCAAGUAUUCCUACAUGGAGGAAGUCAUCGAGAAUGUUCCCGGGGCCAGACAGGUAUAUUCUCAUUCAGAAUGAAGGAAUUCCUCCGUUAAAGCUUUUUUUUUAAAUCAGUAAUUUCUUUCGCUUAACAAAAAAUUAAAAAUGGAGAAGAUCCAAGGAAUUUGCGAGUUUUUGUACCAGUUCAUAGUAAUAACAGGAUAAAAAAACACUAUGACUCCGACACGGCACCGCCUAAAGGCGCCCGCAACUGGCCGUUUCGCCUAAAGGCGCCCCGAACUCGGCAGAGUCGGAGGACCUCCGAAAUUGAGGCGACGAGAUUGAAAAUGCGGCAGCGCGAACAUGUUUCUUACAAUUUUUAUUUCAAAAGUUUUUGGGACUUCGUUUCUUCUUUUAUUUAUUUCUUUUUCAUUGUCGGGAUCGUUGAAAAUAUUCAUUUUUUUAUUUUGCUGAAGAAAAAUUUAAAUAAAUUUUUCCUAUUGCUACCGCCAUGCAAAACUUUUUUCCGAUUGUUUCCAGGUUUUGUUCCGCCAAACUUGAUUCGAAGAUUGAUAGACCUCUCUCUUCCUCUCUUGGGAAGCAUUAUUUAUUUAGUUAUCCUCAAUAUGAGGUAAGUUUACCUUUUUCGUUGAAUAAUCUCAUUUCUGUUCAGGUCACUUGUCGAAUCAAUGAUUGA
Caenorhabditis auriculariae is the source of this 2004-nucleotide messenger RNA. Lineage: Eukaryota; Metazoa; Nematoda; Chromadorea; Rhabditida; Rhabditidae. The record is from the annotation of a GenBank genome assembly.